AUGGCUUUCAACUUUUCGGAAGUGUCAGACGGCGGAGUUGAAGACACUCCAAUGGUUUAUAAUUACAAAGAUCCAGCAUCGUUCUUUGCUUCUAUGCUUAUGAUCGUCAACGGAAUAUUCGGACUUGUAUGCAACACUUUUAUUGUCUACAUAUUCAUAAAAGAACGGAAAGAGCGAACCGCAUUUAAUGUGAUUUGCAUGGUUCGAGCUAUUGUCAAUUUCUAUGUUCUCACCACAAAUCACUUGGCACUCUUUGUUCCGAUGACUCUUUUGGGAAAACCCAUUGUUAGUAAGGCUCUGGAGACUUGGGCAAUUUGUAUGUCAAACUCUUUGUAUAUGGCUAACGAGUACUUGACUGUCGUCAUUGCACUGAACAGGUUCAUUUCCUUGUUUUUCCCAUUGUACUAUGCAAAACUUUGUGGAAUGAAACCAACCAUUGGGAUAUUGUUGGUCAUGUAUCUGUACAGAAUCGGAGCAGUUACCAAAGAAACGAUUAAUUACACAGCCAUUAACUGCUACGUUCGCUAUUAUGUUGAAUUCCUUUCUUGGAGCCCUGAUUUCGAUCCUCAAUGUCAGAGCAACAGCGGGAUUAUGACAUUUAUGGCUGUUACCUUUGGUAUUGUAUCUCUUCUUAAUGCAGCAACUUUUUUGAAGAUUUUUAAGUUUUACAAAAACCAAAAACAAGAAGAUCGAGAGUCAAGAAAGAAAAUCAAGAAAAAUGUAUACUUGUUCAUUCAAACAGUGAUGCAAGAUUCGCUUUAUCUAAUUGAUAUUUCGUUCACUUUUUACUUUUUCUUUUUUUACGAGAACCGAUUUUGGACAUUCUUCUGUGGAACAUUCGUCUGGCAAUCCUUACACUCACUGGAUGGAUUCAUCAUGAUCAUGUUCAACGAAAGACUAUCAUUUCUCAAGAAACAACUAUUCCAACCACUUGCAUCAAAAGUUUCCUUCGUUAGAGUAUCUCAAGCUCCCUCAAGAACUCAUUCUCAAACCGGAUAA
This is a messenger RNA of Caenorhabditis briggsae, 999 nucleotides long. RefSeq names its product Protein CBR-SRX-85 (gene Cbr-srx-85). The record is from RefSeq and is a predicted model, not a curated record. Bases 1 to 999 code for a protein of 332 amino acids. The transcript has 5 exons. Gene Ontology annotation, cellular component: membrane. NCBI's taxonomy places the organism in Eukaryota, Metazoa, Nematoda, Chromadorea, Rhabditida, Rhabditidae.